Dama dama (fallow deer) is the source of this 565-nucleotide messenger RNA. It is a transcript of the gene LSM7, whose product is annotated as LSM7 homolog, U6 small nuclear RNA and mRNA degradation associated. Gene Ontology annotation, molecular function: RNA binding. The record is from RefSeq and is a predicted model, not a curated record. Gene Ontology annotation, biological process: nuclear-transcribed mRNA catabolic process; mRNA splicing, via spliceosome. The transcript is spliced from 4 exons. Lineage: Eukaryota; Metazoa; Chordata; Mammalia; Artiodactyla; Cervidae. Gene Ontology annotation, cellular component: catalytic step 2 spliceosome; U12-type spliceosomal complex; U2-type prespliceosome. The coding region runs from base 16 to 486 and encodes 156 amino acids.
GCCGCCGCCGCCGCCAUGUCGCCCGGUCCCCGCCACAGGCGUCGGCAGAUGUUUCCCAGCAACGCCCCAGCGCAGAGCGCCGCGCAGGCGCCCUGCGUCUUUCGCGCAUGCGCGCGGGGUAGGGUACAAAGGGCGCAGUGGCGGCGCCUGCGUAUAGCGACGCGGCGCGACAAGAUGGCGGACAAAGAGAAGAAAAAGAAAGAAAGCAUCUUGGACCUGUCCAAGUACAUCGACAAGACCAUCCGAGUGAAGUUCCAGGGAGGCAGAGAAGCCAGUGGAAUCCUGAAAGGGUUUGACCCGCUGCUCAACCUCGUGCUGGACGGCACCAUCGAGUACAUGCGAGACCCUGACGACCAGUACAAGCUCACAGAGGACACGCGGCAGCUGGGCCUGGUGGUGUGCAGGGGCACUUCGGUGGUGCUCAUCUGCCCGCAGGACGGCAUGGAGGCCAUCCCCAACCCCUUCAUCCAGCAGCAGGAUGCCUAGCAGCCAGGCCACCCAUCUGAAUGGAACUCUUUUUGUAUAACUUACAUUUUUGUUUUCUUAAUAAAAUUGCAAACCUCAA